Molecule: messenger RNA, 5472 nt
Organism: Melanotaenia boesemani (Boeseman's rainbowfish)
Lineage: Eukaryota; Metazoa; Chordata; Actinopteri; Atheriniformes; Melanotaeniidae
Gene: stard7
Product: StAR-related lipid transfer (START) domain containing 7
Exons: 8
Coding region: 2399-3619 (406 amino acids)
Molecular function (GO): lipid binding
Source: RefSeq, a predicted model, not a curated record
CAAAAUAAUGCUAUAUGAUUUAGUACAUAGACCAAGAAAAUCAAGAUCAAAUACAGGUGACAUCAAUAAACUGCUAGUGCUACUGUGUGAUCCUGUACGUCACAAUGUGCUCUCUGACUCAUUCUGACACGACUUGGCAUAGGCUAUGUCUGCGGCUCCAAAUGUUCCAAAUAGACAUGAACUGCAAUCGUCUCCUGCUAUCACAGCAACAAGAAACAAUGUCAUGUCAAAACAAAAGGGGUAAACAAUCGAUGCUGGUGCUGUUAUCGGCAAUACAGAAGAGUUGUUACACACUGAAGCGCAUUUGGCCGGAAAUGACAACAUUCAUUCUCUAACAAAAGUAGUUUUCUUUGCUCACCAUCCGUUUAUUAUGCACAUCAAGAGGGAUGGUGUUAAGCUGAAAAAAAGCAGUGCUCAAUAAGCAAAGCAAAUCUAUUUCGUCUUUAUAUAAAUAUAAAAAUGAGGAUAGGGACAAUGAAAAAGACAAUAAAGUAAUAAAAAAGACAGUGGAACCAUAAGAGCAUUAACAGAAGAACAGCACAUAGAUAAGAUAAUUUCAUAACACACUAUCCCUUUCACAUAUAAACUUAUUUGACGUAAUCUUUUUAAGGAUCAUGGAAAAUGCCAUUUAUAAUGAACAGGUAUCUAUGUAAUUACGAUUCCUGUCCCAGAACUUGAACGCAACAUUUGCAUUUUGUAUGCGCGAUGUUCUGUAAGACAUGUUAUAUGAUGUAAACUCGUCUGGAUUUUAUGGUUUAAUGAUGACCAUUUCCAGAAAGAAAAUCCAUACCGCUAAAGAUCUAAUUUGUUUCUUCAAGUCUCACGUAAGCCAACUACAGCAGUUGUAGAAAACAUACCAUGUUAGUAGGAUUACUCGACUUUAUAUCUCGACUCCAACAGUUCAGAUAGGAAUUAUUCAAAGUUAGUGCCCGAAUCUGGUGGACAAGAUACUGGUGGAUAAAAUGUGUCUUAUUUGGUUUUACGAUGCACUUAUCCCUGGGUUUUUAUAAACAAUUUGAGCCACUGCAAGCUCUAAAUGAAGAAGUAAUCUACCAAAUUGCAACAACUUUCAUAAUGACACAUGACGCGUUGACAAUUUGGUUAUUCAGUUAACCCUGGGGUACCCUAAAGACGUUUUUAUAUGCAAGUCUGCACAAAAUAACCAGCAUUUCUGAUAGGAUAGCCAAUUUUACAGUGUUAAAACCAGAAGCGAAAUACGUCUCUGUUGUGGGGUCUUGAUGCCAAGGAGCCUCUCAGAAAAGUUUAGCCUCGAGUUAUAAAGCUCUUAUUCAAUGUGCAGAAAAGCAGCGCCACCUGGUGUCCGAACUUUAAACAGAAUAAUUUUCAAUACCUCUUUGGGUCGAUUUUAGUGUCAUAAAUUUUAUAUGGGGUACUCAGUUUUCCUUUCCCACUGAUAGCAAAAAUAAUUAUAGGGUUCUGAUUGAGUACAGACAUUUUAAUCAUUAUUGCAAGAACAAUUUACCAAAUGUUGUUUAAGUCAACACCAAACAUUUCAGCCAGUAUGUUUAUUUUUUACUCAAAAGUGUAACUGCUGUCUUGAGUGAUCUUACGGUAUGCAUUUCCUAACACGUUUAAUUUGGUCAUUGCCUGAUGAAUUUGCCUUUGGACGCCACUGCUAGAGGGCGACUCCGACUUCCUCUUCAUAGUUUUAAUCCUGCUUUUGGUGGAGACCAAUCCUGAAUCAGAUUUAUAAUAUACUUUUAUCCUUUGGAGGGAUCUCGCUCUACUAGCUGGCAUACCAAAUCUGAUCCCAGAACAGCAAAUAACCUAUAUGGUUGAGGUCCAAAAGGGACAUACGAACUUGCUGGUGCUUGAGCUGGUAAUGUUAUGACAGGCUUUUGUAGAAGCCAAUAAUAAUUAUCCCAGUAUGAGCACUAACCAAUCAACGAUCCCGUUACAAUUUGUAAGGCGGGCUCUGUGAGUGGGCGUGCUAGAGACAAUAGGAAGAGGAGGUCAAAUUCACUUCUAAAGCUUCACAAACGUGAGACCGUGCUCAAGAAAGUUUAACAGUAAGAUGGACGUUUAAUGGGACUUUGCAGUAUACUUUAAAGUUAGUACAAUUCCAAUUAGGAAACAAAAGUGGUGACAUUGGUAAGAAUGUUAGUUUAUCUCCGGAUCAAUAGUGGCCAAGAGAGGCAUCUAGCUAAUGCUAACGCUGCAUGACGCGUGUUCACACACGAGUAGACAGGCAGUGUUUCUGUCAUGAUUAAGUUUGGAAUUGUGCUAACCAUCUUUAUCUAUAGAGAAGGGAUGUGUGAUGUUUCUCCGCAGAGCAUACAUUUAGGCUAAAAAGGUCUUUCGCUAACAUUGCUGCUCCACGUUGUUGUCUCUGGUAUUUAUCUCCUCUUUGGGACCUUGUGUCACGGUCACAGCUGUCAUGUUUCACUCUUUGCCUCGUCGUCCUGUCUGCGAGAUGAGUGUUAAUGCAUUGAGGCUUCAGAGCAGCAGAUCAUUCAGGUAUGCAGUCGAUGAGGGCCAAGGGAAGCUGCAAAGGCUUCCCUGGCUGGGUAGGAACGUCUCAAUGCUGUUGUCCUGGCUCCAGAAGGCAGGGGUUGGUGCCAGUGAGGCCUCGGGUCAGAAGAGGAAAGGGUUGCUUUCCAUUUUUGCGGACCACUGUGGCUUUGUGACAGGCCAGCGAUUUCGCCGUGCUUGUCAGAUUGGUGAGCUUUACUCAAACCUUUACUCCGAGCGAACCAAGUGGACUCUAGUAGGCAACAUAUGGCGCAGGUUUCAGAGCAAGCACGCCCAUUCUGGCAGACUUGUGGCGGCCCUGGCAGGUGUCUUCAUGUGGGAGAACGAGAAGAUUCCAGACGAUGAAAUACGCAGAUGUGGACUCGAACUACAAGCCCUGGAGGCUGUUAAACGCCUGUGCACAUCUUCAGGAACUGUGACUGGACCACAGGAAGCUGGCUGGGAGAGUGUGAUGGAGAAGAAAGAUUUCAGAGUUUGGAAGCGACCAAUUCCCAACAGUCACCUCUAUGAAUACAGAGUAUUGGGUUCAUACAGUGAUGUCACACCAAGACAAUUCUUCAAUGUACAAUUGGACACAGAGUACAGGAAGAAGUGGGAUUCUUUGGUUAUCAAGCUUGAGGUGGUAGACAGAGAUGCCAGCACAGGCUCUGAAGUCGUGCACUGGGCGACACACUUUCCUUAUCCCAUGUAUUCGAGGGACUAUGUGUACGUGCGCCGUUAUGAAGUUGAUGUCAAUAAUAACCUGAUGAUCCUGGUAUCCAGAGCCGUGAAUCAUCCCAGAGCACCAGAGACUCAGGAGUUUGUUAGAGUGCACUCCUACCAGUCGAAGAUGGUUAUUCGCCCCCACAAGUCCUUUGAUGAGAAUGGAUUUGAUUACUUGCUGACCUACAGUGAUGACCCACAGACUGUCUUCCCUCGUUACUGCGUGAGCUGGAUGGUGUCAAGUGGUAUGCCAGAUUUUCUAGAGAAGCUGCACACAGCUGCCCUGCGGGCCAAGAACUUGGAAGUGGGGAUUCAUGACUACACGGGUGUUGUUAAAUCUAGCGACACCAACCGGCAACCAAGCCAGGAGCGCCUCAGUGGAGAAAACACACACACAAGUGGUCCUGGGCAGAUCUAUGCUUGAAAUGGAAACUUAAUAGAGCAGUACUUAUGUUGGCACAUCUUCACUUGCACUCAAGUCUGAAUUAAACCCUCCAACCUCACCUUAAGAGGUGCACCACAACCGAAAAAGUUUUCAACCUAUGUUAAAGACACAUGUAUAUAGAUGUGGUUAAACUGGUUGUAAAUCGGAUGUCUCAAAAACAUCAGACUGCAUUGGUGACAUUAAUCUCUUUGUGGAGAAAAUCCCUUUGCUUUUCCAGCCAAUGUCACGUUUAAUGUUGAUCCUGCAACCAUCAGUAAGAUUGAACCAAAUUUCCAAUUUGUAGAGAUGCUUUUGCCAAAGCACUGUUUCUCUCAUCUUAGCAUCCUAUGGAUUGUCAUGUUUGACGAAGGUGGACUUUAAACCUUGUUCAGACUGCCAGCGUCCACACAACUGUGCCAGUGACUUUAGUGUGAUUUCUAAGGGAGGAGCCAUGGAUCUGAUUUGGCAGCAUUGGACACAGAACUGGACGGUACUUGUGAAAUGUCAGGACUCGGCAAAGUCCAUCCACUGGCAGAGGAAGAACUGUGGCCUCUAUGACUAGUUCUAUGACAGGUUCUUCAUUUCAUGGAUUUAAAGCUUGUUGUUUCCUGUUUGUUUGCAGCAUGAGAGAUUUAUGACUUGACAAUGAACAUUUAAGAAAAGCUCAUAAAAAAUUAUUCCUGAAAAAAAAAAGAACUUCAGAGGACAAAUCUAGGGCUUUCUUUUGUGCUUUGAAGAUGAAGUGUGUUUGUGGUCAGCACAGUUCAGGUGUCACGCUGUCCUCUUUACAAUGGGCGUUAAAAGCUGCCAGCCUUCUGAAGAUAAACCAGUCCUUCAGCGUUAGGGGCAUAGUGUCUUAUAACAACCAUAUAAAUCCUCAUAUGCAAUGAUACUUAUGUGCUUCAACCAAGGCAGUUGGACAAAGACACAAGCCUGUACCCUUUUUAGUGUAACAUAGAGCACUGAUGCUACAUUACAGCCCGUUUGAGUCACCAAUAUUUAGGUUGUCCCAUUUCAGCUCACCUGUUUGUGUUAAUCAGUAUAGUUUGUACUCUGGGAGUUUGUCUUUUGUGUAUUACUCUAGAUUUUUGUACGUUCAUAAAUUAGCCUGAAAACUGGAAUACUUUUUUUUUGUGUGUGUGUGCGCGCAACAAGGUCCAACGUUUUUCUGCUUAGUUUCAGUCGUACAGUUUUGUGGAUAAUAAUGAAACUCAUUCACCCUUGGAAGUAUUUGCAAUGAGCUGUAAGCGGGGGGUGUAACGAAUGUAAAAAGAGCACCUCAAGCUGUGGAGUAAAAUGUUGCCUAGUCAUAUGCACUGUUUACUGCCUCAGAGUGGUACAGGUAUCCUAGCAAUCUGUUUUGAAAAGACUUGUACUAAAUUUUAAUGUCAUUUGUCUGAGUUUAAUUGGCUGGCUGAAAGUCAUUAUGGUCUGUUCCGUUUUGUCCCACAUCAGCACUCAUACAUCUGUGCAGUGGGAUAUGUUUAAUUCUGUCUUGUGAAGUAUAUCUUACUAUUCAAUGACAGUGGCAGUGUGAGAUACUUUGAUGAAAAGGAAAUGCUUGUUUCUAAUGUUCUCAUGGUUUAACAAAACUGAAAAAAUUAUAUUAAUCAAAUUAAACAUGCCAUGUUUACUGAUUUUAAGUUUGUGUGUGAAUGUAACCUUUUUAUUUUUAUAUUUGUAGACACGUGUGCUACUUGCAGCAGUGAUGAGGAGGUAUCACGAUUUUCUUGUCUUUCUGCAGGUGUAAUGUCAAUUAGGAAUGGUGAUAUGCUUGUAACCCAGAUUAAUUAGAAAAUAUUUCAAAUGGAAGAGACUAACUAAAUUAAAUAAACAUCUUCAUGUGCAUGUUA